AUGUGUUUUAUGGUGGGUAAUGAAGACGACCUGAAGCCGAUCCAUUCGAGUCGAGUUAUUCAUCGGCACGGUUUCGGAUACCCGAGGUAUGCUCAAGUCGAUAGCAAAGCGUCGAUCUCUGAAACAAACUAUGCUUUUGUUAAGCCGCUGUUUGUCGAGUCACUUGAACCUACAAUGACAGGCUACUUUUGGCUGCCUCGGCGUCUACGCAAGAAGCUAAACUGUCUAAUGUCGCCACUGCCAUCUUGCAUAGAGCAGAUGCGACAGUUGACAUAA
Protopolystoma xenopodis is the source of this 276-nucleotide messenger RNA. Lineage: Eukaryota; Metazoa; Platyhelminthes; Monogenea; Polystomatidea; Polystomatidae. The record is from the annotation of a GenBank genome assembly.